Hydractinia symbiolongicarpus is the source of this 3185-nucleotide messenger RNA. Its product is annotated as zinc finger protein with KRAB and SCAN domains 3-like. Gene Ontology annotation, cellular component: nucleus. The coding region runs from base 145 to 2298 and encodes 717 amino acids. The transcript is spliced from 4 exons. The record is from RefSeq and is a predicted model, not a curated record. NCBI's taxonomy places the organism in Eukaryota, Metazoa, Cnidaria, Hydrozoa, Anthoathecata, Hydractiniidae.
GGUAUAGUUUGCAGUGGCCUGAGCUCGAAUGUUUAAUCACACAAGAAAUAAAUUAAUCAACCAAAUAUCACCACUCCCCACUCCCCCACAAAGAGAAAUUUAUAGCAGCUUUUGCGCCUGGUGUUUGUGAAGACAACGAAGAAAAUGGCGGAGUUUUUUCUACACAAAAGUUCUCCAACGUACUUGCACCCUGAAAAUGCAGAUGUGAUGAGCAUUAGCCAGUUUAUGGCACAAAAUUUAAGACAACCUCCUCCACCAAUACCUCCACCUCCAAAGCACACAUUUGAAAUUUCAGAAGGAGAAAGUGUAGAGAUUGAAAAAAUUGUUGCAGCGGAGAAGAAGGAUGGACAGUUGUAUUACAAAGUAAAAUGGGUGAAGUACACUUGGGAAGCUGAAGAGAGCAUACAACAUCUACCACAUUUAAUUGAUGGUUACUGGAGAGAGCAUUUUUAUCAAAACAUCAACCAAGCUGCCAUAGACACAACUGGUAUUAGCUUGGUCAGUAAUGAGAAUGAUUAUGCACGCAAUAAAUCAGUUGUUGUUAAUCCACAUGACAAUAGAGAAGUGCAAAAACACGUUGGUGGAAACAUCGUUACAACACCAGCAGAAAACCAAGAUGUCAACAAUCCAAAUGUCACAACGCCAACAGUUACAGAGGGCAAUGACGUCAUUCUUGAGUUUACAAUGGGACAACAAGGAAAACCAAUGGAAACCUUUCAAAACCGUGUUCAGUUAAAUGUUGAGAAAAAAGCACGCCGUGCCUAUCCAUUGGAAAGAAAAUACUUGUGCAAUGUGUGUAACAAAGCAUUCGAUCGAAACACAUCGUUGACUCGACAUAUGCUUGUACACACACGUGAAAAGCCAUUUAAAUGCCAACUGUGUGAUAAAGCCUUUAGUCAAAAUGCACAUUUGAAACGUCACAUUUUGAUUCAUAUUGGUCAAAAAUCUUACCAGUGCAAUAAAUGCGGCAAGAUGUUUAUCGAAAAGGGAGGAUUGGCCAGACACGAGGCUACUCAUAGCACUGAAAAGCCAUGGGUAUGCAACCAAUGUGGCAAAUCUUUUGUCUUAAACGAGUAUCUGCAGCGACAUUUAUUUUUACAUACUGGUCAAAAGCCAUACCAGUGUAACGAAUGUGGACGUCUGUUUGCUGAUGGUUCCUCGUGGAGAGCUCACAAACUCACUCAUAACAAAGAAAAGAAGUACAAAUGUCACAUUUGCUCUAAAAUGUUGAAAUGUAAACGGAACUUUAAAAAGCAUGUACAAGCCCAUGAAGAGGAAAAAGAGAUGAAGCAUAACUGUGAUGUGUGUGAUUUAAGAUUUCCAAAUAAAAAGCUACUCAAGGAUCAUCUACGGAAGGCUAGGAAAAACCACAGAUGCAAGGUUUGUAACAAACUUUUGCGAACAAGAGAUAAAUAUGUGACUCACAUGGCCACCCAUGAUCCGAAUUCCGCCACCUACAACCCUGAAGUAAAAAUGGCUGACCCUGAAGAAGACAAAGAGGAUGAAAAAGAAGAUGGCGAAGAUGGAAGUAUGAAAUCUGAUGAUGACCAGAAGUCGGACGGAGAAAAUCAAGAAAAAGAAGAAGAAGAGGAGGAAGAAGAAGAAGAGGAAGAUGAUGAUGAAAGCAAUAAUGUGGCACGUGAGGAAGGUGAGGUGCUUUUAGACAAGAUUUUAAAAUCGAAUCCCGAUGCAGCCAUUAGUCCAGACAAUCCUGGUCAAGUGACGUCUCCAACAGACUCGUGUCCGUCAACUUUCACGACCCUAAUUUUGAAAGCAGAACAUCUUGAAAAUGCCUGUUCCUCGACACCGGACACGCCUGAUAUAAGUAUUGAGACACCCACAACUGUGUCCAGUACUACUGAAGCAGCACUUGUAGCUGCCAUUAGUGGUUCUACUGGUCUCACAUUACCUAUUGGUACUGGAAGUGUCGCUCCAUCGGUCGACGUUGCUAAUUCGCGACAGAACACAAUUGCAGCAGCUAAUAACGUCAUCACAAAUAUCGUUGUUGCUUCUGCUCAGGCAGCAUCCAUGGCGUCAGUUCCUAUAGAGAUGCCGAAUACUGACACUUUGAGUGUAUCUCAAGAACAAAUUUCUGUCGCUGUUGUACCAGGUCAUGAAAGCACCAUUGGCUUGCCUGUUACGAAUGAGGAGCAGUCGAUCGCUGUACAAAACGACGCAACUUCCGUUGUCUCUUCUGGCGUAAACAUGUUACCGAACACUGCGACAGAUGCGGACGUGGCGGAAACAAUCAUUUUAAUAACACAGAAUAAUGACGUGGAUAUGCCAGAACAAAUGUAAUAUACCGAGUUAACUGACUUUCUGUUCUUUUCACGAAGCUGCCACUCCUGUAAAUUUUAGAACGUAAGUGCUGACAAAUGUCGUCAUUUGCAUGAUAUGUAUUUUGGAAUUGAUUUAAGCCUUUAAAGUAUUUUGACACGCCAAAUAAAUUUUGUUCAUUUGUAGAAAUCUUGGGAAAUGUGAACACUUGCUUACAUUUUCAGUAACAAUUACUAUUAAGACGAGUUUCACUUUAAUACAAAUUAUAUUUAUAAAGUUCUAUUGUCGUUUAUUUCCGCACAACUUCUUUUGUUUGUUCGUUUUUUUGUUUUGCCGACCAUUUUAAAAUUGAAACUUUUAGUUUUUAACUGAAGAGAUCUUUUGUAAAUACAAACAUGUAUUUCUCUGACACUCCUUUGCAUAAAUUGUAAAUUUUCACGUAAAAUGUUAAUUUACCAACAAAAGUAACGAAGUUGUUAGGUGACGAACAUUUUGCCCGACGAAUUGUGUAUCUGAGUCUCAUAUACACGACACGCUUUUUUAUAUAAGAAUAUGUUGUAUAAAAUUAUCAGGCUGGGAUUCAGGUUAUAAACAAUAGGUCAAUUGUUAAGAACAAUAGAGAAAUAAGGAUAAGAUUAGCCUGGUUGGAAUUUUAAUAUUCUUAUAAAAAGCAUGUAGUUGUUUUAUGUGUUUUUACUGUCUCCAUGGCAAAGGACAACUAUUUCGGCCAACAAAGAUUUUAUCCGAUAAUUUUCUGUGUCCAAGAGUACGUACAUGUGAUUGUAUAGUUUCUGUAAUAUAUUUUGCUUUCGUAUAGUUGACCAUAGAUGUUAUCAAACUGCGAUAUAUACAUACUGUAAAUAGUUGAUAUAGUUUUUGGAUGAGAAAAAGGUUACUAAUUUUAUUGA